CAGAGGACUUUGCAGUCACUAUGGAGAAGGGAAAAAAAGGGCUGGGUUUCAAUGACCCUUGUACCCAGCAGAAGAGUUGAAACGGCAAGCUCACCUGCUGGUGUUUCAGGAAAUGAAGCUUGGCUCCAUGACACACUACAACGGGAUUAAUAACAAAGUUGAAUAAAAGAAUGGACCUAGAUACAUGCGUCUGGCUCAUAGUGUGUGCAACUGGAGUGAUGGGACAGUUCCAAGUGGAGCCUCUGGAUUCUACCGUUCUAAAAGGAACAGAUGCUCGAUUCACCGCCACUGUGCAGGGAAAGUGGGAGGUCAUGACGUGGAACGUCCGAGGUUUUCUGGUCCUCACCUUUCCCCGAAGUGGUAACGUGUCCUCGGCCUCGGAACAAUUUUCGGCGUCCAUCUGCUCUGCCGAGGACACCAGCUGCGUUGCGUUCACCAUCCACAACACUUCUCGUAGAGAAGCUGGGCCAGUUAUUUGUACCGUGCAAGGAGACUAUGGGUCAAAAUCAGCAACGCUACAUGUUCAAGAGAGCGGUGCAGUCCAAAUCCAGGAGGGUGAUUUGAAGGUGGCCGAGGAUGAGGAGGUGGAGUUCACCUGCGUGACUUCAUCUUGGUUCCCUAAUCCUGUUGUGAGCUGGAAGCUGAAUGGUGGCCCUGUAGAUGGCAACCUGUACAACAAUACUCAUGUGCCUCAUGGAGAUUCCUUUAACUCCUCCAGUGUCCUGAAGUUUAAAGCUAUCAAAAAUUCUACCGUGGAGUGUUUGGCGAUGCUGCCGACACUAACAAAGCCACUAUCCAGCACCGUCUUCUUAGUAGUUGUGCCGAAACCUCCAGACUGGACCGUCCUGAUAGCUCUGGUUUGCUCUUUUGGAGGUGUUGCUCUUCUAUUUUUACUCAUUUAUGGCAUAUUCUUUUGCUACAAACGCAAGAAAGAAAAAGAACCCAACUACCAAGAUGAAAUGACGAGAAGAGUAAGAACACAGAGCCAGUUGAGCGGACUGAGACCACCUGGACAGAAACAAGGUCGAGUCAAUGCAGGUUAUGUGACAGAUGGUCAAACAAAUGUCACUUCAAGUGAUCUUACAAACAGCGGUUACUCUCACACAACUCCCUCCAAUUUUUUUGAGAUGCACGAUGCUGUUUAUAAUAACCACACAGAAAAUGACUACAACAACGUGGGUGAAGGUUUCAGAAAACACAGACAUGCCACUACUGUGUAGAAAGACUAAAAA
Messenger RNA from Syngnathus acus (greater pipefish), 1232 nucleotides. It is a transcript of the gene igsf5a, whose product is annotated as immunoglobulin superfamily, member 5a. Bases 171 to 1220 code for a protein of 349 amino acids. The transcript is spliced from 9 exons. Gene Ontology annotation, biological process: cell-cell adhesion. NCBI's taxonomy places the organism in Eukaryota, Metazoa, Chordata, Actinopteri, Syngnathiformes, Syngnathidae. The record is from RefSeq and is a predicted model, not a curated record.